Messenger RNA from Mobula hypostoma (lesser devil ray), 4824 nucleotides. Its product is annotated as anoctamin-7-like. Gene Ontology annotation, molecular function: protein dimerization activity; chloride channel activity. NCBI's taxonomy places the organism in Eukaryota, Metazoa, Chordata, Chondrichthyes, Myliobatiformes, Myliobatidae. The coding region runs from base 1 to 2541 and encodes 846 amino acids. The transcript is spliced from 22 exons. Gene Ontology annotation, biological process: chloride transmembrane transport. The record is from RefSeq and is a predicted model, not a curated record. Gene Ontology annotation, cellular component: plasma membrane.
AUGACGAAAAAGAUGAAAAUGAUUCCAAUUAUCGAUUAUGUGUUAGUUUAUGAAUGGGAACCGGGAAGCAUCGAUCCCUACGCAGAGCUGAGACUGAAGUUUCUAAGGGAUGUGGAAAACACCGGGUUGCGAGUGGACCACAACUUUGCCGGACAGAAAUGGGCUGCAGAACUGACAGCUGGGCCACCGGACAAGUACCAGAUUGUUAAGAUCUAUGCACCUUUUGAACUUUUGAGCCGGACAGCUGAGAGAAUGAAACUGAAAAUGCCUUUGGCUGAGUUCGACGCAAUGAAUACAGGUAAAAGUACGCGCGCUCGGAAGAAGAAUGUUGGAAACCACGAGGAGGUUAUUGAAUUGAAAGUGGCUGGGUGUUUUCAGAAAUUCAUGUCCCAUUUUAAAACUGAAACUGUAGUCAACUAUAUCAGUGCACAUUAUGAACAUGAGAAAAGACAUCUAUUUAAAGGAAUUGAAAAUGAAGAAACAUUUUUUCGUCCUGCGCUGAGAUCUCUCAUCGUUCAUUACAUUCUUACAAACAUACCUAUAGAAACUGGACAUGAAAAUGUGGAAGCAAACAAACAAAAAUUUUCAACAAAUAUUCCUGCUCUACCAUACCUUCUUUUGAAAAAGGCAUUCAAAUCUUCCUUUGUCCUGCAUGACAUAAUAAAAGGGCAAUUGGAUAGUGAUUCCAGUCAACGUUCCCCUUCACAAAACACUGGUCAAACCAAGGAGGCUGAACCUCCAGAGGCAAGGACGGAGCUUAAUAACCUGUGGGCAAACACUUAUCUAAAAUUCCAGCCCCUCUGGAAAAUCCGAAAUUACUUUGGUGAAAAGAUUGCACUUUACUUUGCUGUGAUGGAAACACUUCUAGUUACACUAAUUAUUCCUGCAUUCCUUGGUUUGGCUACAUUUAUAUAUGGCCUUUAUUUCAGUAUAAACUGUUACAAUGCCAGCAGUAAACUGGAUGAAUCUCUUCGUAACUACAACUACAAAGAAAUCUGUUCUUCCCCAGACUUGAUCUCAGGAAUAGUGGAGAACUCUGUGAAGAUACUUAGAGAAGCAUGUGGAAACGUCGGUGGAAGGAGAAAAAUUAUUGAGACGGGACUCAAUAGAACCUGUGCUUCUAAAACCUGGGACAAUGCAACAUUUUAUGUACAUUCAGGUGACUUCUUUACAGUAAUUCAAUCUGCCUUGGAUAAUGAUGCCACACCAUGGUUUGGCCUUAUCGUUUGCCUGUGGGGAACAAUUUUUCUGGAACUGUGGAAAAGAGUAAAUGCUAAAUUGGUGUAUGAAUGGGAUGUUGAGAACUUUGAAAAUGAUGAGCCAACCAGACCCGAGUUUUAUGGAACAUCUGUGAGAAAGCUUUAUGUUUUGCUACUAAGGAUAUUUAAUAUGUUUGAAAAUAAAGUGCCAGAUCCAGUUACUGGUGACGACGAACCUUACUACCCAGGUACUCUGCGACGUACAAAAAUGCUACUCUCACUUUUGGUAGGGAUGCUGAUGGUCUUUGCAGUAAUUGCUAGUGUCACUGCAGUGGUUAUUUACAAGACCUGGAUAAGAAUUAGAAUUAAAACUUCCAACUCAUUUGUCAGCUUUUUGUUGACCACUGUCGGUGCCUCAUUUCUAAAUGUGGUGUCCAUUAUAAUCUUGGGAAAGGUAUAUCAUAUAAUUGCAGUUAAAAUGACAGAUUGGGAAAACUACAGGACUCAGACUAACUAUAAUGAUGCUCUGAUACUAAAACUGUUUGCCUUCCAUUUUGCUAACAGUUAUUCAUCUCUAUUUUAUAUUGCUUUUCUUAGAAAGAACAAUCAGAAGUUUUUUCAAAUGAUUGGACUACCUGACUUCGAAGAUAACUGUGGAGACUUGAACAAUUGUGUAUCAGAACUUAGCGUUCAAGUUCUUAUACUCAUGAUCUGCAAACUAUGUCCCAAGUUCUUGACAGAUAUUUUAAUACCAUGGAUGAAGAAAUUGAAAAACAAAAUCAAGCGAAAUAAAGGCCUCUCUUUACCACCACAAAAGCAGAUGACACUUUCGUCUGUGGAUGAUUAUAUUAUUAAAGAAUAUCUGAAACCAGAUCUUGGUGAUUUCACGUUGGGGGAAUACACAGAAAAGGUCAUACAGUAUGGUUACCAAAUGCUUUUUUCGAUCUCAUUCCCUCUGGCACCACUUCUUUUCUUUAUUACCAUUUUAUUUGACAUACAUGUGGAUGCCAAGCGGCUGCUAUGGAUGUACAAACGACCAGUCGCUUUCAUGGCUCAAGAUAUUGGUCAUUGGCUGACUGUUUUAGAUCUUAUAAACGGAGUGGCAAUAGUGACCAAUGCCUGCCUGAUUGCUUUCAACACAGAAUAUGGGAGGGAGAGACCCUUUUAUGAACAACUGAUCAUUCUAAUAGUUAUUGAGCACUUAGUGUUUGUAGUGAGAUUUCUGCUAUCAAAUAUGAUACCAGAUGUACCACAGCACAUACAGCUAGCAAUGAGGAGGGAGAAAUAUCAAGUGACAACAAAAAUGAAAGGUUAUCCAAGCAGCCUUCAUCGAUUCCGAUGAUUCAAGCAAAACUACAACAUCACUGUUCUGUUUCAAAGGUAGGAUCUAAGCACAACUUAUCCCUGGAAUUCCCAAGAACCACAUGUAUGGAGGAGACACCACUAAAUAUCAAUAGAUUUAUGAUCAAUGUGCUUUGAAAUGGUAAUUCAUUCAGUUAACAAUACAUUGUACUUUUCAGUGAAAGAUUGUACUCGUGAAGUUAUAACACAUUGAGUUGAUGUUGAUGUUGUUAUUGUAUGUACAGCUGAUGAAAAGAAAGUCACUAGUAAAACAGAGCUGAUACUUAGUCCUUUUAUGAAGGGGUUUGCUGUUUACAAAGGUGGUCCUGUUUCACCAACCCACAACCUUUAUACAAAUUAUGGACAAAAUUUUCAUUUUGGCAUAUUGGUACUGGUAAACCUCAUUGUAAUUAAGAUAGUCUUAUCUCAAAGUUGUAAUACUAUAUUAGUUAUCGUGUUUAACAUGCCUAUUCAGCGGAUUUUUAAAACCUGGGUUUACUUUGCACUGUUAGAAGGAAUAAAUGGACUGCAUAAAGCACAAGAGGUGUGCAAUCUGCAAUUUAACCUUUUACAGACUGGUAAUUCUUUUGGUAAAAUGUCAUCUUGUAGGGUUGUCCUCCUGGAUUCUGGUUAUUUGGAACACAGAAGUGUGAAUUUUUGCCCCGCUUUGGUAGAAUCUCCAUAUUUGCCCUAAAACAUAACAACUUUAGUAAAAGCAGAAAUUAAGGUCACCUUUUGUUCAGUGCCAUUAUACCGUUCAUUUUUCUUUAUAACUAUUUAACUUCAUCUUGAUUCUGUGCUGUUAGAGAUGAAGUGAAUUUUGUAGUUUUGGUGUGUCAAAAUUUGGGGAACCACUGCUCAUAAAUAUCUAUGUGGUCACGAUUUGUCUCUUAACAAUGUAAAACAUUCUCACAAACUGAGGACUUUGCCUGCUUUAGCUUAUCAGUAACAACGGAACCCCAGAAUUAUCUAAACUCGUUAUCAUGAUGCAGCUGGGAUUAAGUAUGAGCUGUUUGCAGCAUGAAACAUUGUGUGACAUAGACAAAAGUGGUGAUGAUAUGUUGGAGUUCCAGUAAAAAUUUGGUGCCACGGUAACAUAGUGGUUAGCACGUUGGGGCGCUGGUGUUGAGAGUUCAAAUCUGGUGUCAUCUGUCAGAAUUCUGUUUGUCCUCCCCAUGGAAUGUGUGGAUUUUCUUCGGGUGCUCCUGUUUUCUCCUACACUCCAAAUGCAUACCAGUUAGUAGGUUAAUUGGUCACUGUAAAUUGUCCCGUGGUUAGGCUAGGGUUAAGUUGGGGGCUGUUGGGCAGCACAGCCAAAGGGCUGGAAGGGCCUCUUCCGCACUGUAUCUCAAUAAAUAGAAUAAAUAAAUAAAACUCAUGUGUGUUCUUUUUCACUCCAUGGUACUAAAAGAGCUCAGAAAGCCUUGUUCGUAAGGGUCAACGCCAGGGAGCAGAUUCAUUCAUUCUAAAACCAAGAACUCACAUCAAAUGUCAAUAGCUGUCCCUAAAUCUUUCUGAAUCCACAGUAUUUUGCCUUCAAUGAUUGAGGAAGUGAGAUUGCAAUGGAACAUAGCAUUGCUAUUGUCCCUUGUAUCACAAUGGUCAAUGGACUUUAACACAGGAGAAACCUAUAGAUGUACCACCAUUAAAUUCUUAACCAAUACUCUCCAAAGUACUCCAAAAUAAAGAUAUUGAAGUUUUCCUUUUUAUCUGUUCCAUAUUACCUUCAAGUACACAUCUGCAUCCUGAAACUUGUUUAAUAGCCCACUAUGUCAAUCAGACAGCCAACAUGGGCUAAAUUAUUUAACAGCUCUGACUGUAUAUUUCAAAAUCAUCAGACUGAAUUUGUCUGUUUCGGAAGGAACACUCACUUGAUUUUUCUGGAACCUUUUCAUUGUCUAGAUAAACUAUAUACUGUAGAUAUGGUGGACUGGUCUGACGCUAUGAGAUGAUGGCCUUGUUCCAAUAAAACUUGUAAUCUGUACUCGUUUUUGACUAUUCCAUUCACAGUUACCGCUCGUGUUUCCUUUUGCACUUAAUGCCUGAAACCCAAGAGUUUUCACUGCCAUUAGAGUCUGGAUUUUAAUUCAGUUGAUUGUCUUCUCUACUCUUGUUCCUGACGAAGGUUUAACUUUCUGUUUUGGUCAAAGUAACUGUUUCUUGUUGCAUGAUUGCAUUUUAGUCAAUUGUUUAUAUUGAAAUAUUAAAGCAGCAGUAUAAGAAUGUUCUAAAAUACCCUCUGCCCUGGCAGAAAUACCUUUGCAGACUUGUAAACAAACAACUG